GAUAAAAAAUAUAUAUCUAAAGACACUCAAUCAAAGUUGUAUGUACAUAUGUAUGAAGAUAUAACGAAACAGACAAAUUUGUUGGUGAUUAUAAAAUUUCAACAGUAGAUAUGAAGGUAAUUGUUAUAGCAAACUGAUUUGGUAUUGCGGCUGCUCAUUUGACUUAAAGAACUCGAGGAGAAGACGACACAAUAUAAUAUUAUGCAAACUAUUAUUUUUGCAAUUUUGGCCUUGGCACUCAUUGGCACAACGGCGGCUGUACCAACAUUUGCUGUCGCCAAGGCGCAGGCUGAUGAGGAUAUUUUCUAUUUGCUGGAUCAAAAUAUUGCCUCAGGCGGUUCCGACAAUUCCAAAAUCACCACCGAAUGCUUUAAUUACUACAUGCCAAUCUUAAAUAAAAUAUCCGUUAGUUUUUCGGUGCAAUAUGAGCAAUGUGUUAGUCAGGCCUCACAAGCAGCAGCCAACCUCACCGCCACGGCAGCUCAGCAACGUACUUCCUUCGUGAAUGAGACGACCACCAUUUGUGGCGUAUUCACUUCGUGCAAUAGUAAGAGCAUUACUUUGGACUUUCUCAGUUGCUAUGCCACUGCCACAUCGACUGAUACCAAUGGAAUCUAUAAUCUGGCAGACAGUGCUUCGAAUGCAGCUAUUUCACUGAGAGGUGGACUUCAGCAAAUUAAUGAUACCGAGGAAAUCUGCAAAAAUAGAGCUCAACAGAGUAUGUCCACACAGACAUCGAAAACUUAUAAGGAAUUGCAGGCAUGCUUCACCAAUGGUUUACCAGUGGUUACUACUGGCACUGCUGCUGGAUUCUAAAGCGGAUUGCUUUAAACGCUUUCCAAAACAUGUAUAUUUACAAUUGUAACUAUCAACAUAUUUGAAAUGAAUCCACAUAAAAAACACAAAUUGCCAAAGGUGUAUUGAAGAAAGCGUGAUCGUAACAUCUACCCACAUUUUACUCCUCCGUUCACUGAGAAGAAAACGUCGAUAGUUAUAUCUUCAGUUAGCUCGAUAUAAACUGACUCAACAAAACGCUUCAUAGAUGGGUGAGGGUCAUUUGAUUCCUUCUUGGUGUUCUGGACACGUUUGAUUGUUACUAUUGUUUAGUGUAUUUAACGAUAUUUUAUAUUGCCAUCGAAAUCAUCUGACAGUAGGCUCAAAUAACAGAUGUUUCCGAAGGGAUCGAAUAGAAAUGAUGGAAGACAAAGAAAACCCUUACCUACCACUGAUACUAUUCAAAUCGAGUUCUGCGACUGCAUCUAAUGGUGGUUAUUGUCGUGAUGGAAUAAAGUUCAUCAGGGUGAAUAUCGGCAAGAGUAUUUUUAUAGAACAUUAGGAUGCUUCUUCUAAAUGCCUGUCAUGCUAUCAUUUAAGAGGAUAUCACUGCAAAAUUUAUUGAUAUGCUUCCUAACUUGGAUCUUGGAUCCUGCUGUUUUUUCGUAUAAAUGGUAUUCUGAAGACAAUAUAAUUAAAUAAUUGAAAUACAUUAUCAACCGCAUUGUAUUGAAAAAGUUAUGCCAACUCAAAAACUUCACUGGGAUCUCAACUAAUUCGCC
Molecule: messenger RNA, 1556 nt
Organism: Zeugodacus cucurbitae (melon fly)
Lineage: Eukaryota; Metazoa; Arthropoda; Insecta; Diptera; Tephritidae
Exons: 3
Coding region: 202-816 (204 amino acids)
Source: RefSeq, a predicted model, not a curated record